AUUAUGACGGAAGAUUGCAAGAAUAUAAUUAAUUGCUUUUCUUAUUAGGUUUUCAUAACUUGUCCAAAGUGGAAGAGUUGAUGCUGUUUAGUUCUAUCCUCCCAACCAACUUCUUUCAUGGCAUUGGAGCAUUGACUUCUCUUAGGGUUUUAAAACUGUACGACUGCGGACUCAAUGACUCCUUAACACUCCAAGGUUUUCAUAACUUGUCCAAAGUGGAAGAGUUGAUUCUGUUUACUUCUAUCCUCCCAACCAACUUCUUUCAUGGCAUUGGAGCAUUGACUUCUCUUAGGGUUCUAACACUGUAUGACUGCGGACUCAAUGACUCCUUAACACUCCAAGGCUUGAGUGAAUUGACACAUCUUGAAGAGUUGGAUGUUGGCAAAAAUUAUUUAGGGGGAGCCCUGCUUUCAUGUUUGUCAAAUUUGACUUCUCUCCUAAGCUUAAACCUCGAUUCAAACGAAUUUUCUGGAGAUAUAGCUCUAUCACCCCUUAACAAAUUGACAUCCCUUCAAUAUCUAUCCCUUUUAGACAAUCACUUCCAAAUUCCCAUCUCCCUUCAACCUUUCUUCAACCAUUCAAAACUCAAGCAUCUUUAUGCUGAAAAUAAUGUAUUUUACAUAGAUACCAACAUUGAAUCUUUGGAACCAACUUUCCAACUAAAUACCUUAGUUUUGUCUGGUUGUGGAGAUUGUGGAGCAAUUCCAAACUUCCUCUACUCUCAACACCACUUGGAGUAUUUACAUCUCUCACACCUUAACCUAACUGGAGAGUUUCCCAUUUGGUUGUUGGAAAAUAACACGAGGUUGAAAACACUUUCGUUGGUUAACAAUUCUCUCUUUGGACUUAUUGAGCUGCCAACUCAUUCUCAUAUGAGUUUGGAACAUCUAGAUAUCUCUAAUAAUUUCUUGGAUGGCCAUAUUCCAAUGGAGAUCGGAGCAUCUUUGCCAAGUUUACUAGAUUUAAACAUUUCAGAAAAUUCUCUUAUUGGUAACAUUCCUCCUUCAAUUGGUGAUAUGGAGUUGCUGCAGUCUUUGGACUUAUCUCACAAUAACCUAUCUGGCAGCAUUCCUCCUUCAAUUGGUGAUAUGGAGUUGUUGCGCAUUCCCCCUUCAAUUGGUGAUAUGGAGUUGCUGCAGUCUUUGGACUUAUCUUACAAUAACUUAUCUGGUGGAAUACCAGAGAAGUUAGCCAUGGACCUUAGUGACAACCAGCUAAGUGGUAACAUCCCAAAUUGCAUCAAUAUGCUUGGUGAGUUGAGUUAUCUUCUCUUGAAGAACAAUAAUCUUGAAGGUAAGAUCCCAUUUCAACUAUGCAAGUUGCAGAAAUUGAGCAUAAUUGAUCUAUCUCAGAACCAUCUUUCAGGCCGUAUACCCUCUUGCCUAAAUCUUACUACUAAUGAGCAAUAUAAUGAGGGUAAUGAUUUUGUUUCUAACGAUGAACAAUUUGCUGCAAAACUUUUCAAGAAUACACUUUCUGAUGGUGAACCAGUGCAAUUCACAACAAAGAAUAUGGCAUAUUCUUACAACGGAAGACUUCUCACCUACAUGUCUGGAAUGGACCUUUCCUGCAACAAACUGAUUGGUGAAAUUCCUUAUGAAAUAGGGCACCUUAGUAAGAUUCAUGUACUAAACCUGUCUCAUAAUUUCUUGAUUGGUGGAAUCCCAUCUACAUUUUCUAACCUUGAGCAAAUCGAGAGCUUGGAUCUUUCCUACAACAAUUUGAGUGGAAAAAUUCCACCCGAGCUUGUUGAGUUAUGUUUCUUAUCUACCUUUAGUGUAGCAUACAACAACUUAUCAGGUAAGACACCAGCAAGGAUCCGACAAUUUGCAACAUUUGAUGGAAGUUGUUACCAAGGUAAUCCUCUGCUUUGUGGGGAACCAAUGAAAAGUUGCUCAACAACAAGUCCACCACCAAUGAUCCAGGAAGGUCCAACACAGGGCAUAGAAGAUGAUGGUUUCAUCGAUAUGGGUGUCUUCUAUGUGAGUUUAAUUGUGUCUUACAUAAUGGUGCUCAUAACUAUUGCUGCAGUUCUUUACAUAAAUCCUUAUUGGAGACGGGCGUGGUUUUAUUACACUGAGAUGUGCUUCAUUUCUAGCUACUAUUUUAUAGUCGAUCAUCUAUCCAAGUCAUGAAGCAAUGCAUUAAAGAAUGUAGCCAUUUUAUAGUUGUCAUUUCUAAAUUGCUCUUCUUAUUGUUUCUUGUUUGGAAUUGCAAUGAAAAGUCUUACAUGUAAGCUCUUUCAAUUAAAUUAGCAAGCAGAGUUUGGAACCUAAUUUGACAAAAGUUAUGUUCUGAGGGAGUAAUGAUUAAAGUAAUAACUAUUAGUUAUUUUU
Molecule: messenger RNA, 2336 nt
Organism: Rubroshorea leprosula
Lineage: Eukaryota; Viridiplantae; Streptophyta; Magnoliopsida; Malvales; Dipterocarpaceae
Source: the annotation of a GenBank genome assembly